UCUCGGCUGGGGUCACCCCGAGCUGCGCCGCCGGCUGAGCCAGACGCGCGCUCCGAGGGCGCACGCGGCUGGCGGGAGAGGGAGUCGCUCGCGCGGCCGUGUCGUUCGGGAGGCGAAAGGGGUGGCGUCUGGCGCCUUCCUCUUCUUGCUCCGGCGGCGGGGGCGCCGGGCAGCCUGGUGGGCAGAUGGCCCCGGAGCCGGGGGAAGCUGCUGCCCGGCUACGGCGCCUGGCGCUAGUUUCGCUCCUGUUGCUCCUCCCGGCACAGGGCGCGCGGGGCUUCGACGAGGAGGAGCGCCGCUGCGAUGCCAUCCGCAUCUCCAUGUGCCAGAACCUGGGCUACAACGUCACCAAGAUGCCCAACUUGGCCGGCAACGACUGGCAACCGGACGCCGAGCUCCAGCUGACCACUUUCACGCCGCUCAUCCAGUACGGCUGCUCCAGCCAGCUCAAGUUCUUCCUUUGUUCCGUCUAUGUCCCCAUGUGCACAGAGAAGAUUAACAUCCCAAUCGGCCCCUGCGGCGGCAUGUGCCUCUCCGUCAAAAAGCGGUGUGAGCCGGUCCUGAAGGAAUUUGGGUUCUCCUGGCCAGAAAACCUGAACUGCAGUAAGUUCCCGCCUCAGAAUGACCACAACCACAUGUGCAUGGAAGGUCCAGGGGAUGAAGAGGUGCCUCUUCACAGCAAAUCGCCCUUGCACCCUGGAGAAGAAUGCCAUUCCGUAGGAUCUAAUCCAAACCAAUAUAUCUGGGUCAAAAGAAGCUUGAACUGUGUUCUCAAGUGUGGCUACGACGCCGGCAUCUAUAGCAGGUCGGCUAAGGAGUUUACCGAUAUCUGGAUGGCAGUGUGGGCGAGCCUGUGCUUCAUUUCUACCGCCUUCACAGUCCUGACCUUUCUGGUUGAUUCCUAUCGGUUUUCCUACCCUGAGCGCCCCAUCAUAUUUCUGAGCAUGUGCUACAAUAUUUAUAGCAUUGCUUACAUUGUCCGGCUGAUCGUAGGCCGGGAAAGGAUUUCCUGUGACUUUGAAGAGGCAGCGGAACCUGUUCUUAUCCAAGAAGGCCUCAAGAACACAGGAUGUGCUAUAAUUUUCUUGCUGAUGUACUUUUUCGGGAUGGCUAGCUCCAUCUGGUGGGUGAUCCUGACACUGACUUGGUUUCUGGCAGCAGGACUUAAAUGGGGUCACGAGGCCAUAGAAAUGCACAGCUCCUAUUUCCACAUAGCAGCGUGGGCUAUCCCUGCAGUGAAGACCAUUGUCAUCCUGAUUAUGAGGCUGGUGGAUGUGGAUGAACUGACUGGGCUGUGCUAUGUCGGCAACCAGAACCUUGAUGCGCUCACGGGCUUUGUGGUGGCCCCCCUUUUCACCUAUUUGGUGAUUGGGACCCUCUUCAUUGGAGCCGGCCUGGUGGCGUUAUUUAAAAUCAGGUCCAACCUUCAAAAGGACGGCACAAAAACUGACAAGCUGGAGAGGCUGAUGGUGAAAAUUGGCGUCUUUUCAGUGCUGUACACUGUCCCAGCCACCUGCGUCAUUGCUUGCUACUUCUACGAAAUCUCCAACUGGACUGUUUUCCGCUACUCCGCAGAUGACUCCAACAUGGCAGUGGAGAUGCUUAAGAUUUUCAUGUCCCUGCUCGUGGGCAUCACGUCAGGCAUGUGGAUCUGGUCCGCCAAAACGCUGCAUACCUGGCAGAAGUGCUCUAACCGACUGGUGAACUCUGGGAGGGUAAAACGAGGAGAGAAAAGAGCCGACAGCUGGGUGAAGCCUGUGAAAGGGAAUGAGACGGUGGUGUGAAGGGACCUUAACAGCGGGCAGACUUGAUGCCUCGUCUCCUCUCCCUCCCUGAGAGAUGAGUUUGGUGGUGCAUGAACAUCUGCAGCAGUAAUGUCACGGUGGGUUGACAUGCUGUGGAACGGAGCCCCGCACGGCUGUUUCCAUUUCUGCGGAAUUUGGGAGAUGGGGGGCCAGGAGAAGCCCUAACAAACUGCAAGGACGUGGGUGCUACAAACUGCAGGGCAUUGCUUCUGCAAAAGGGAGCCUGCGGUUGCUUUAAAAGCUGUGAAAACGUGUUUUUUUGAACCAGUUGAAACUUCUGUCCUUGUCCCUUUAAGAGUUUUGGGACUUUGCGCCUCCUAGGAACACAUGAUGUGGCUUCUCUGUCCUCCUCUUCACCAUGCCCUGAGUCGUAUUUUUAGAUAAGUCUCUUGUAAAGCAGCAAAGGGUAGAAUUCCACAGGCGAGUCUCUCUGCUGCUGCAAGGACCUGCACUUGAGGGCCGCUGACUUCUAAGGAGUCAGGAUCCUGUUACAAGCGAUCCACCACCUUGGAGGGUUGGAAGCGUAACGUUUGGAAUUAGGCUCAUUGUCUAGUGCCUGUCCUUGUGUCACCAUACUGAAGGGGGUGUCAAACAUCCAAAGCUAAACAUAGGAGUGCCUAUAGCAGGCGUCACCAACCUGGUGCCCUUCAGAUAUUUUGGACUCCAACUCUCAUCAGCCUCAGCCAGCACAUGGUGGCUGGGGCUGAUGGGAGUUGUAGUCCAAAGCAUCUGGAGGUCACCAGGUUGGCGAAGCUUGCCCCGUGGUUUAAGGUGUGGGUGGGCAGAAUAUAGCUCUGGUUCUGCCAGUAGAUCUCUUGGUGCUUUGCAGUCGAUUGGCAAGGACCUCUGGCUCCCAAUCAUUUAACCAUAGCAGCAGCAAAGUGAUUUCCCUACCCUAAAUUGUACUGCCAAAAUGAAGGAAGCUUGGGGUAGCCAGGAGUAGAUUUGUUUGUGUGUGUGUGUGUGUAUGUGUGUGCAAGUCUUGUGGGCUCCAUUCAGUUCUGGUACUCAAAACAAAAUUCUGGGCUCAGCAUUCUUUACUUCCAAGUGUGUAUGUUUUGCCCAGGCUCCACUUGGUGGACUGCAAAGUCUUAGUCAUAGAAUCAUAGAAUAGUUGGAAGGGGCCUAUAAGGCCAUCAAGUCCAACCCCCUGCUCAAUGCAGGAAUCCAAAUCAAAGCAUUCCCCAGCUGCUUCUUGAAUCCCUCCAGUGUCGGAGAGUCAAAACAAAACAGCAGCGAAGAUCCUGGGAAUGUGUCGCCUGCCUACCCCUGGUCUCGGCAGCGGCAGGUGACUGGAGCACCAGCGGUACCCUCCCGGUUGCGGUGGCGCCGCCGAUCACAAGGAUUAGGCAGGGCGAGGUGAUGGCGAGGUUGGGGGAUCUCUGGCUUGGCAUUGUGGGUGUGGAGCUGUUAUGUGUGCCCCUGCGGAGUGCUGCCCCAACCUCACAGCCGCCUUUCCGAUCCCUGUGAAUGCAGCGCUGCCAUAACUGGGGGAGUGCUGCUGCUGUUUGUGCCCUCCUCAUAUGCCGCCACUGCUCCUUGGUCUAAAGCUAUAAAGCCACUGGUUCAAUAAAAUUAAUGGAAGUCCAAGAAGCCCCUACUUUUGCUAUGAGGACCCCUGAUGUGCCUUGAGGAGACUACACGGCGAGACAGAACCCUUGCAUCUCUGUAGCUCAGUCUGUGAAGAGCCUGGGUUGCAUCCAGACCGAGUUAGUUGAACUUAGGUCCCAUUGGGCCAACCUAGUCAUGGUGUAAGUCCAGUGAAUUUUGGUGGGAACCAAGUUCAGUUAACUUAGAAGGCUAUCCGGCUAAACAGUUCUGCUAGCGCAAGGACUGUACCAUGGAACUUCCCCACUGUCUCCUCUCCCCAUGUAGCCUCUAAAUCCAGGGGUUCUCCCAAUUCUCCAGAGCAGAUUUAUGGGGAAAUGAACAGGUGGGGAAGUUCAGAUGUGCAGCUAAAAGUCCUUUUGCCAGUGGAACUGUUUAGUUGGUUGCCACCCUUAGUUAGGAACAGACCCUCUGUACAUCAGAGUCAUUGGCUCUGUGGUUGUGCUGUUAUGUGCUGCUUUGUCCUGUGUGUCUUGCUUCAAACCCCUAUUGGUGGUUACAGUUGAGCAGAUUGGAGCUGCACACGUGGCCCUUCCUUGAGGAGGUCUGAUGAACUGAGCCAUUUAUCUUAAGAAAGGCUGCUGAUACAAAAGUAAAUGCCCACAGUGUCGAAUUAAUUCUAUGGAUAGCUUCAUAACUUCACUGACAAUAUAUGUGCACGCAGGCCUGUGUUCACUGUCCAGAAGCUCAGUACGUCAUCUUACUGUGGUGUUAACCUUACUGAUAACUGAUCAGAAUAAUUAUAUGGUACAGUCCUGAUUGGACUGUACCGUUUCCAUCUGCGAGGGAGAGAUAGCACGUUUCAGUACUCCGUGGUCUUUUAAAAUGCACACACCACAUCCUCCUGCAUAUACAAGGAUAGAACAUCAGCAAGAGUGCCAGGCUUGACUCUCAGUCAUGUGCUUUCUCAAUCAUGUGCUAGUAUUCUUAAUUAGGGCCGGGAUUUACGGAGCUUUCAGCGUGUCACCCCCAGCCACCACCACAGCCUUCCUAGGGCAGUAGCAUGUUGUUGUUCUGAACGCACAAGUCGCCUUUUACUCAAGCGGGGGGUUUACUCUUGUUUUUCGAUGGGAUCUGGAUGGUGCCGUCCAUUGGAGAAGCUCAUUGUGCCCUCUUGCACAGUUUGUUCUUGUUUCAAGUAAAGCUUUGUGUGAGAGAGGUUCCUGGUUGACUGCACCCAUCGUUCUUAUCAGGAGAGACAAAAAGUUAGAAAUCGAGACGUAACCUUAGCUUGUAGCUAGAUCCCAUUUCUUCCCUCCCUACUCCCCCACUUCGCUGAACCUCUAAGUCUUUCCCUUGACAUUGUUACAUGACUCGCCUGUUCAUCAGACCUGCCACCCAGUGGUACAUCUUCUCUAGUCUUAAUGUCUAAGAAAAGUCCACUUUUUUAUUUUUACAGUUCUUCAGUCUACAGCACGGGGGAUAAUGAGGAAAAGUGAAUGGAGGGUCACUUCUGACAAUUGACUGAUUCAGAGCCUGUUUUUGUUUUGGUUUCUUUUUCUCCUUGACCCCCUCACCCACCCACCCCGGCCUUCCAAGUAAACCUAUCUGGCUUUCCCCAGAGACCCAUUGCAUUAAGCAAUUAAGGCUUAAUAUAUUUCGCUCUGUGCGAUUACAUCUGUGUUGACGCCGGUCUGGGCAAACUGAAAUGUUAAGUUCCUUGGCAGCUUUGCAUUCACACAGAUCAGUUGCAUAAUUUGUGUGUCAAUUACAAUUAAAAAUACAUUCUCCAGUCCUGAGCCAGGGAUACAGCUGACUCCCAACCCAAACCAGAGUGCUUUUGUGUGUGUGUGUGCGUCUUCAUCAGUCUGAGAAUGUGAGCGGGCUCUUCUUUGUUUUCUCUUUCGCUAAAAGGGUAAAAAUUUCCUCCCUCUUAAAGAAUCCAGAGAGAAUGAGCCCAGCUACUACUUGAUGAGUAAUGCCGAUUUAAAAGGAAAUGACCAGGUUCAGUGGAGCAAUAUCAUAGCUGGUGGGAGUUUUGAUGGCUGUAAACUUGGCUUUAGCAUGCAGGGAGUAGGCAUUAAGACAUUCAGAUGUUUAUAAGAGAACAGAAUGUUAAUGGACCCUGUAAGCGUUGCCUGUUUGCCUUGCAGGUUUACCCAAUUGCUUUAAUAGCAUGACCUGCAUUCUUUGUGUGGGCCUUGAGUUCAAAGGCACUAGGGUGUCUUCCCAUGGAAAUUUUCCAUGGUAUAUGCUUGCAUCCACCCCCUCACCCAUGUGCAGCCCUUGCUCUGAUCCUUUGCAGGGGUGGCACACACCAUAUAUUGCCAGGGUGGGGAACUUGUGGUCCUUCAGAUGUUGCCAAACUUUAACUCGCAUCAUCCCCGGUUGUUACAUUUAUAUUCUUCCAAGGUGGUGUACAAACAUGGUUCUCCUCAGCCCAAUUUUAUCCUCAGAACUACCCUGUGAGGUAGGUUAGGCCAAGAGGCAGUGACUAGCCCAAGGUCACCCUGUGACCUUCAUGGCCAAGUGGGAUUUGAACCCUGGUCUCCCAGGUCCCAGUCCAACACUCUAACCACUACACCACACUGGCUCUCAUGUUGGCUGGAGCUGAUGGGAGUUGCACUGAAACAGCAAUGUGGAUGGCCACAGAUCCUCUACCCCUGAUGUGGUGGAAGGAGCGUUUAGUGUGUAUGCACAACCCAACUGCAGAAGUUCUGUUGGGCUGAUGGGAGUUCUGAAGAGCUGAUGGGAGUUGCACUAAAACAGCAAUGUGGAUGGCCACAGAUCCUCUACCCCUGAUGUGGUGGAAGGAGCGUUUAGUGUGUAUGCACAACCCAACUGCAGAAGUUCUGUUUUCCCAGCUGGUACUUUGGGGUUAGCACAGGAGCAAGGAAUCUUUGGCCUGCCAGCUGUUGCUGAAGCACAGCUCCUGUCAUCCUUGGCUGUUGGCCAUACUUGCCAGGGCUUUCGGGAGUUGUACGUCAGCAACAUCUGGAGGGCCAAAGAUUCCACACCUGGGUUAGCACCACUCGUGCAGAGCUGGGAGCAUGGAAAGCUGUCAGGGGGUUUCUUUCCUCAUCUCCCUAAGCCCCAUUUUUAGAAAUGCUUUUCCAUCCCAGCAUGACUGAUGAUAGGAGGAGGUGGGACAGUAUUUCUCCUUCCCCCUCUUUGAAGAGCAUUCAAGUGCCUCUUUUAAGCGGCUGUGUUGGCUGCCGAAUCUGUACCAAGGAAAGAUUAUUGCUGCUGUCUGCCUUUUUUUUUAUAGCUGCCAAAACUUGUUGGCGCUCAAUUUUCUGCGGGAGUUUUUCUUUUUCACCCACUUUACUGGCUCAGAGUUCCUGACCCAGAAAGUCCUCCGAGCCCACUAGGGCUCUCAUAUUUGCAGUGAUGGCACUCUGUGGGAACAGAGCCAGCACUCAAUGUUCAUUUCUCCCCAUGAUGAAGGGGGAUCUUCUGCCAUCACUGUUGCAGACACAGAAGAGUUCCUCUGAAGCUCAGGGAAAGCUGCAUUAACAAGAUGCAAACGUGCACGUUUUACCUCCUAAGAUGCUCUAAGGCAGCGUUUCCCCCCCAUUGCUGGUACACUCCAGAUGUUUUGGAUUACAACUCCCAUCAGCCCCAGCCAGCGUGUCUGGAGGGCACCAGCUUGGGGGAAAAGGCUGCUUUAAGGAAGCUUUGGGAUCACAGCUGAUUCACCAGCCCACUCUGCAGAUUGUUGGCUUCUCUGUUCUUGCCUUCACACUUCCAUGAUUGUGACAAAGCAUCUGUGAGAGUAUGCCCUGCAGUUAAGAACAUCAGAAGACCCCUGCUGGAUCAGGCCAAUGUCCCAUCUAGUCCAGCAUCCCGUUCUCAGGGUGGCCAACCAGAUGCCUGUGGGAAGCCCACAAGCAGGACCUGAGCGCAACAACACUCUCCCCUCCUGCAGUUUCAGGCCACUGGUGUUCAGAGGCAUACCGCCUCCAACAGUGGAGGCAGAAUAUAGUCAUCGUCACUGAUGAUCAUUUCUGCUUGCUGUCACUCAGCCUGCCUUUUAAAAGAUUGCCUGCUUUUCUAAGUGCAGCUGAAUCCAGGCAGGUGAGGAGAAAUACAGCAGAAAACUCCUGUACCCCUGGCAACUCUGUGCUACCAUUGCUUUUUAUGUUGUAUGAGCUGUUACCCGCUGAUCCCUGGCUGUGCUGUUGUCUUUUGGGGGCCAGGUUGGAAGUGACAUUGGCCACCUUCAGGGCCACAAAAAGCCUCGAAAUGUGUGGGGCGUCACACAGCCUGGGACAUGUCUUUAUCUCGCAUCUUGGCUCAUAUACAUGCAGGGUUUGCGCACCAGGGUCCUGUGGCCUAGGAGACAACCUGACAGAUGUGUGAUCAGUGCAGAUGGAUCUGCCGGUGCAUAGGGAAGGGACCUCUUACUAGUUCAUGGAAAACGCGGGCCAAUGCGAUCAUAGGGUCUCUUUCUCCCAGACCCCCAUACAAAUCCUGCAGCCUUUUUUGGACAUUGUGAGGGACCCUGUGGGUGCAGCUCUAUGCUUGAAAAUGUUGAAAACUGUCACUUGUUGAGUUUAGCUGGUCCCAGGUGCAAAUUGGUGCAUGACUUCAGAAUAAGGCUUUCGGAGGAACUCGCAGAUGUUGGGAGUGGACUGUAUCAUUUUGGGCUAUUGGCGUGAGCAUCAGCACUGAAUGCUCCCCGCCUCCCAUGUCAAAACAGCUCCCUGCAAGUAAAAAAAUAUAUAUAUGGCAUGUUGGGGAAAGACGGUCUAGCACCGCGCAUUCCCUCUUGCGCUAGUUCUCUAUUUCUGGGUUCUGCAUAGAGCAGCAAUGAGGAACCUCAUGCCUAGGGGCCAAUGCAGCCCUCCAGGCCUCUCACUCUGGCCUUUGGGAUUCUUUCUCCAGGCUACAUGCCUCACUGACCCUGCUUGAGAGUUUUUGCCUGGCUGAGAAUGUGUCCUCGAACUCUGGCUGUGCUUGGUUGAGUGGGUGGAGGAUAGAGAGGGGUGUGUGCAUGCAAAGAAGCAAGCCUACUGUACAAGAUGCACAUUUAUUGCUCUGUCAGCUUCUCAACACUGGCAUGUGGCCCCUGGAAGGUUGCUCAGAAGGAAAUGUGGCCCUUGGGCUAAAAAAGGUUUCCCACCCCGACAUAGAGAGGCAUUGGAAAAAAAUGUGAGUCGCUUGGCUGCACUCUGAAAUGUCACAAUCUUAUCACUCGUGUCAGGACUCUACCACGUCCUUUUGCUGCAGGUGAUGCAGGUUAAAUGAUUUGGCUUCUGGGCUGUGGCUUGUAUUUGUAUUCAUUCCUUGUUUUCCAACUCGGUGUGGCUGAUCCUGUGUCCAAAGUGACGUUUCCAUGAUUUAAGCACCUUCACUUCCAUUCUUAUUUUUCCUUUAUGAAGUUCUCGUCUGCUCUGGAAUGAUUUCCCCUCUUCCUCCACUUUUUUGUUUGGCUUUCCUUGUUCCAAUAUUACAGGUUUCUUAAGGUGUUCGACGCAGAGGUACAUGUUUUAUGUUAGUUCCAUUAAGGACAAUAUUGCUUAUCCCUGAAACUUUUUAAGGUAAAUGGACACUGAUUUUAUUUUUCUUUGUUGAUUGUACAGAAGAGUAUCUACGUCUAUUGUAAAUUUCUAAUUUAUCAUUGUACAAAAGGAAACAAAAAAA
Messenger RNA from Rhineura floridana, 8999 nucleotides. RefSeq names its product frizzled class receptor 4 (gene FZD4). Bases 186 to 1784 code for a protein of 532 amino acids. The transcript has 2 exons. Lineage: Eukaryota; Metazoa; Chordata; Lepidosauria; Squamata; Rhineuridae. Gene Ontology annotation, cellular component: plasma membrane. Gene Ontology annotation, molecular function: Wnt receptor activity; Wnt-protein binding. The record is from RefSeq and is a predicted model, not a curated record. Gene Ontology annotation, biological process: non-canonical Wnt signaling pathway; retina vasculature morphogenesis in camera-type eye; canonical Wnt signaling pathway.